Molecule: messenger RNA, 1117 nt
Organism: Papilio polytes (common Mormon)
Lineage: Eukaryota; Metazoa; Arthropoda; Insecta; Lepidoptera; Papilionidae
Gene: ClpP
Product: ATP-dependent Clp protease proteolytic subunit
Exons: 1
Coding region: 238-993 (251 amino acids)
Biological process (GO): protein quality control for misfolded or incompletely synthesized proteins
Cellular component (GO): endopeptidase Clp complex
Molecular function (GO): serine-type endopeptidase activity; ATPase binding; ATP-dependent peptidase activity
Source: RefSeq, a predicted model, not a curated record
UUCAAAAUAAUUUUGAAUUCGUAGACGUCAAAAUCAAGUCAAAAACGAUAGGAGAAAAAACAUUUUCGAUUAAAAAUAUAAACGUAGAAAUAACACUGAUUUCCUAAAGUUCUAUUGAAAAGUUAAGAAAAGUCAUCAUCUACGCCCGUCUAGAAAAUAAAGAAGAGUACGUUUAAGAAACGAUAAUCGCGACGUAGUUUGAUUGUUAUUAUAAAAACUUAGCAUAAUUUGUGCAAAAUGGCCUUAAAUUAUGUUCGCCACAUGGUUAAAAUUGUAUCUUGUAACUCUCCAAGAGUUCAUUCGAAUAUACGAUACAUUAGUUCGACGACUCCAGCUCGACUUGGGUUGAUACCUAUGGUUGUGGAACAAACUGGACGAGGUGAGAGAGCGUACGAUAUAUACUCGAGACUUUUACGUGAACGGAUUAUUUGCUUAAUGGGUCCUGUAAACGAUGAGAUUAGUUCAUUAAUUGUUGCCCAACUUCUCUUUCUUCAAUCGGAAUCAAGUAAAAAGCCAGUUCAUCUUUAUAUAAACUCUCCUGGCGGGAAUAUAACAGCUGGUUUAGGAAUAUAUGAUACAAUGCAGUAUAUUACUCCGCCUGUAGCUACAUGGUGUGUAGGUCAGGCUUGCAGUAUGGCUUCAUUGUUGUUAGCAGCGGGAGCACCAGGUAUGCGCCAUGCUUUGCCCAAUUCUCGUAUAAUGGUACAUCAGCCAUCAGGUGGAGUGCGAGGUCAAGCAACAGACAUUCAGAUCCAAGCGGAAGAGAUAUUAAAGCUGAAAGCUCAGAUUAACGCUUUGUAUGUUAGACAUACAGGUUUAGAAUUAGAGAAAGUACAGUCUUCCAUGGAACGAGAUUAUUUUAUGUCUCCACCUGAAGCAAAAGCCUUUGGAUUGAUUGAUAAUGUCCUUGAACAUCCUCCGUCUCAUGCAAUGGAGAAUGAGGCUGCGGCUGCGGCUGCAUCUUCAGGAGCUAAUCCGGCCCCAACUAACUGAUUCUCUGAACUACAUUUUAUAUGGACUGAUAGAUUUCUCAUUAUAUAUAAACAAUGGCUGGGAUAAAUAAUUAUUUUUAGAAUAUAUCGUAAACCUCUGGCAAGGUAAAAAUAAAAUGAUUAUG